Messenger RNA from Aspergillus pseudoviridinutans, 810 nucleotides. RefSeq names its product SDR family NAD(P)-dependent oxidoreductase. Lineage: Eukaryota; Fungi; Ascomycota; Eurotiomycetes; Eurotiales; Aspergillaceae. The transcript has 3 exons. The record is from RefSeq and is a predicted model, not a curated record. Bases 1 to 810 code for a protein of 269 amino acids.
AUGCUGCGAGCGUAUUCAUUCCCCGGUGUUGCAGUCAUCACCGGGGCCGGCGGAACAGGGAUUGGUGCAGCUGUUGCAAAAGCCUUUGCCUCCGCAGGAUGCGAGCGAGUAGGCCUAACAGACAUCAACGAAUCCUCUCUGGAAAAGACGCGAGAUGCUAUUUUCUCUCUCCACCCCAACAUUCGUCUGGUAGUGAGAGCAGGGAAUAUGGCGGACGAGCAAUUUGUCGAGGCCUUUAUGAAUGAAGUGGUGAGCACAUUCGGUCGUCUCGAUUAUGCAGUGAACUGCGUCGGGAUACUUGGGGACUCGGGUCGAUCAACAGAGACAAGCACGGAGGUCUUUGACCGGAUUACCAAUAUUAAUUACAGGGGUUGCUGGCUGUCAUCCAGAGCAGAGUUGAAGCAGAUGCUCAAACAGGAUCCUCUGCCGAGCCAUAAUCCGGGCCGUGAGCCGCAACGGGGGAGUAUUGUCAAUAUCGCCAGUCAGCUGGGGAUUGUCUCACGCCCUGGAGCUCCAGCAUACUGCGCCUCCAAGGCCGCCAUUAUUGGCAUGACUCGAGCCGACGCAAUAGAUUAUUCUGCGGACGGCAUUCGCGUGAAUUGUGUCUGUCCGGGGGUCAUUGAGACCCCGAUGACAACCGGCAAUGAGGAGGUACGUGCGCGGUUACAGCCUGCUGUGGAUAUUGCGCCGAUGAAACGGAUGGGCAAGCCAGAAGAGGUGGCAGAUGCGGUUCUCUUUUUAUGUUCGACGUUUGCCUCCUUCGUGCAGGGCCAUGCUAUGGUUGUUGAUGGUGGCUAUAUUAUCAACUAG